UGUGAAGUAACUACUAUGAAAAAGAUUAAGUAAAGCAUUGGAGGCAGAUGAUUUUGACAAUAAAGAGGGUGUAUGUGUAUGAAAGGAUGGAGGAGACUGUGAACUGAGUAGUUCAAGUGCUGAAGAAGGAGACUUGUUUUGAGGAAACAGGAAAAAGGAAGAAAAGAAAAGGGAAAAUACAUAAUUUUAAGGAAGAAGGAGAGGAAAAAAAACGGGGACUAUGGGGAGAAAAAAGAUUCAGAUUACAAGGAUUAUGGAUGAACGUAACAGACAGGUGACAUUUACAAAGAGGAAAUUUGGGGUAAUGAAGAAGGCUUAUGAGCUUAGUGUCUUAUGUGACUGUGAGAUUGCUCUGAUCAUCUUCAACAGCACCAACAAACUGUUCCAGUAUGCCAGCACUGAUAUGGACAAAGUGUUGCUGAAAUAUACGGAAUACAAUGAGCAACAUGAGAGUCGAACAAAUUCGGAUAUUGUUGAGACAUUGAGAAAGAAAGGACUUAAUGGCUGUGACAGUCCAGACCCUGAUGCAGAUGAUUCAGUAGGUCACAUCUCUGAGUCUGACGACAAGUACAGGAAAAAUGAUGAAGAUAUUGAUAUAAUGAUCAGCAGGCAAAGAUUAUGUGCAUUGAACAAGAAAGCAAGCAAAGGUUGUGAAAGCCCUGAUCCUGACUCCUCUUACGCUCUCACCCCAUGCACUGAAGAAAAAUACAAAAAAAUUAAUGAAGAAUUUGAUAAUAUGAUCAAGAACCAUAAAAUACUUGCUGUUCCACCACCGAACUUUGAGAUGCCAGUUUCUAUCCCAGUGUCCAACCACAGCAAUUUGGUAUACAGUAACCCAGUCAGCUCACUGGGUAACCCCAACCUUUUGCCACUGGCCCAUCCUUCUUUGCAAAGAAAUAGCAUGUCUCCUGGUGUGAUGCAUCGGCCUCUGAGUGCAGGUAACACAGGUGGCCCGAUGGGUGGGGACCUCACAACGGGUGCAGGCACUAGUGCAAGAAAUGGGUAUGGCAACCCCUGCAACUCACCAGGUCUGCUGGUCUCACCUGGCAACUUGAAUAAGAAUAUGCAAGCAAAAUCUCCACCCCCAAUGAAUUUGGGAAUGAACUACCGUAAACCAGAUCUCCGAGUGCUUAUUCCCCCUGGCAGCAAAAAUACAAUGCCAUCAGUGAAUCAGAGGAUAAAUAACUCCCAGUCUGCUCAGUCAUUGGCUACUCCAGUGGUUUCCAUAGCAACUCCUACUUUACCAGGGCAAGGGAUGGGAAGAUACCCAUCAGCCAUCUCAACAACAUAUGGUACUGAAUAUUCUCUGAGUAGUGCAGAUAUAUCAUCUCUCUCUAAGUUUAAUACAGCCAAUGCUCUUCAUCUUGGUUCUGUGACUGGCUGGCAACAGCAACACCUACAUAAUAUACCACCAUCUGCCCUCAGUCAAUUGGGAGACCAUACCAACACACCCUCAAGAUACCCACAGCAUAUGCGCCAUGAGACAGGGAGAUCUCCUGUUGACAGUUUGAGCAGCUGUAGCAGUUCAUAUGAUGGAAGUGACCGAGAAGAUCACCAGAACGAAUUCCACUCCCUCAUUGGACUCACCAGACCUUCACCGGAUGAAAGAGAAAGCCCUUCUGUCAAGCGCAUGCGGCUCUCUGAGGGAUGGGCAACAUGA
Messenger RNA from Gymnogyps californianus (California condor), 1660 nucleotides. RefSeq names its product myocyte-specific enhancer factor 2C-like. The record is from RefSeq and is a predicted model, not a curated record. Bases 221 to 1660 code for a protein of 479 amino acids. Gene Ontology annotation, molecular function: DNA-binding transcription factor activity, RNA polymerase II-specific; RNA polymerase II cis-regulatory region sequence-specific DNA binding; histone deacetylase binding. Gene Ontology annotation, biological process: cell differentiation; positive regulation of transcription by RNA polymerase II. NCBI's taxonomy places the organism in Eukaryota, Metazoa, Chordata, Aves, Accipitriformes, Cathartidae. The transcript has 11 exons.